GUGACGUCCGCUCCUGUUCGUCCUUUCCAGAAAAAAUGGCAGCUGUUGACAUCGACGUACCGGUGGAAACAGAGCCACAAAUCUGUAACCAGGAUGACCUGGAACGUCAAGCUGAAGGAUUCAAAGAGCAAGGAAAUGCACUCUACAGCAAGAAAGAUUACUCUGAGGCUUUCAACUACUAUACCAAGGCCAUCGACACUUGCCCCAAAAAUGCAAGUUAUUACGGCAAUAGAGCAGCCACCCUCAUGAUGCUGUGCCGCUUUCGAGAGGCCCUUGAAGAUUCCCAGCAGGCUGUGCGGCUGGAUGACUGUUUCAUGAAGGGUCAUCUACGGGAGGGUAAGUGCCACCUGUCGUUAGGAAAUGCCAUGGCAGCCAGUCGCUGCUUUCAGAAGGUUCUGGAGCUGGAGCCCAGCAACAGAGAGGCCCAGCAGGAGAAUAAGAACGCAGCGACUCUACUGGAGUACGAGCGAAUGGCAGAUUUUGGCUUUGAAAAGCGGGAUUUCAGAAAGGUGGUGUACUGUAUGGACCGGGCCUUGGCUUUGGCUUCUGCCUGCCACCGUUUCAAAAUCCUCAAGGCUGAGUGUCUGGCUCUGCUGGGACGCUACCCAGAAGCUCAGUCUGUAGCAAGUGAUAUCCUGCGAAUGGAUUCCACGAACGCAGAUGCACUGUAUGUUCGAGGUCUGUGUCUUUACUAUGAGGACUGCAUCGAUAAAGCUGUACAGUUCUUUGUUCAAGCUCUGCGCAUGGCACCAGACCACGAAAAGGCCCGGCUAGCCUGCAGGAAUGCCAAAGCUUUAAAAGCCAAGAAGGAGGAAGGCAACCAGGCAUUCAAGAACAGCCACUAUGAAGCUGCCUACCAGCUGUAUAGUGAGGCCCUGAUGAUAGACCCCAACAAUAUCAAGACCAACGCUAAACUCUACUGCAACAGAGCCACAGCAGGAGCAAAGCUGAAGAAACUCGAUCAAGCCAUUGAAGACUGCACCAGUGCAAUCAAACUCGACGACACUUACAUCAAGGCCUACUUAAGAAGAGCUCAGUGUUACAUGGACACAGAGCAGUACGAAGAGGCUGUACGGGACUAUGAGAAAGUUUACCAGACAGAAAAAACAUCAGAUCAUAAGCAUCUGCUGAAGACGGCACAGCUGCAGCUGAAGAAGAGCAAGAGGAAAGAUUACUACAAGGUGCUCGGGGUCGGCAAGAAUGCCACAGAGGACGAAAUCAAAAAAGCCUAUCGCAAACGAGCCCUCAUGCACCACCCAGAUCGCCACAGUGCAGCAACUCCAGAGGUGCAGAAGGAGGAGGAAAAGAAAUUCAAGGAGGUGGGCGAGGCCUUCACCGUGCUCUCCGACCCAAAGAAAAAGGUGCGCUAUGACAACGGGCACGACCUGGAUGAUGACGGCUGCUUUGAUGGUGGAGAUUUUGAUGCAAACAACAUCUUCAGGGCUUUCUUUGGUGGCCAUGGUGGAGGAUUUAGUUUCGAUUCCAGUCCAGACUCUGGACCUGGAAAUUUCUUUUUCCAAUUUGGCUAAAGCUGAGGAGCAUGUAGGACAAAGCAGCUCUGCAGAGGACAAAAUUAAGUCGGACCCACAGUCACCUCGUGAUGCUCAUACUUCUGAGUGUCUCGCUAAAUCUCCCAACUGUUCUUUUUCAAGAAAUUUCCAAUUAUUGCAUUCACUCCUAAAUUUCUUCCUUACAUUGAUGCUAACGAACAUUGGGAAGAAUAAUUCAGAGGCUUUAGUUAUGAAUUAACAAUGAAGAUAAAGAAAGAUUUUUUUUUUUUUUUAAAAAGAGGUUUGGAUCAGCUGAUCCAGAGCAUGUCACUAUUGCCAAAAUUAAAACAAUGUAAUCUAAUCUUAUAAAACUGCCUCGACCUUGCUAAAGAUGAUCAGUAGAAAGGACUGAUUUGGAAAUAUAAGCAUCAUGGUUGAUUAUUUUUUAGAAGACAUAACGUGGUAUAUGUUUUUAAGGUUCUCCCGGGACAGCAGGUCUCUAUUGAGCAAGAGUCAAUGUACUGUAAAAGUUCAAAACUGACCUCAGGACAGCCUGUUAAGGACAACACUGGUCUCAUGCGAGUGUGUGUCCAGGUUUUAUUGGCUCAUUUGCCAAAUAUAGAAUCGACUUGCUGGGUUUUUGUUUCUCCUCUUCUUCAUGCUACAUUGUAUAUUUGACUCGAAUGUAAAGCGUUUUGUGUCCAUAAUUUUUUUUUUUCUUCUUCAGUCUUCCCUCGGUCUAUUUAUAUUUAUUGUACUGUGUAUUCCAAACUGUAUGCAGCAGAACGCCAUCGUCCUCAUCGUCUUCCUCAUUCGUAAAUGUUUUUCACAGCAUCGCCUUUGCUCUCAGAUUCUGCAAGUUGUGUUUUAUCUCAAACAGGCCAAAAUCAGCGCUCAUACACCUACAGAUUUACGUCUGUUCAAAGCACCAAUCAUACAUCUGUCCUACUGUCCCAUUCAAAUUCAAGUGGUGCCUUACCAGAAUGAGCAGAUCAAUAAACCUCCCCACAGUGAACCACACAUCAAAAGCUGUAGAGCAGGCCACAUCUUAUUUGCAAAUUACAACAGUUUAAACUUGUAUAGCAUGUUUCUUGUUUUUGUGCUCUCUCAGUGGAAAACCUUUUUCUUGUCUGGCCAGUAAAUUGAAUUUUGCAACUAAAUUCUUCAUCCUUUUGAACAUGAAACUCAUCAUUCACACCCAGCUGUCAUCCAGCUACACUUGUCAUGCACGUUCAGUCAGUAUGGCCCUUCCUCUACUUGUUCCACCUGUUUAAAGGGGCGCUAACAGUAGGUUGGAAGCUUCUGUUGUUAAUUGUUUUGUCACUGAUUUAUCAUUUUUUAAAACUUGUCACAGUAUUAACAAGACAUGCUUUUCUUAUUGCAUAAAUAAAGGCUCGUCUUUUACUGUAA
Molecule: messenger RNA, 2900 nt
Organism: Lates calcarifer (barramundi perch)
Lineage: Eukaryota; Metazoa; Chordata; Actinopteri; Centropomidae
Product: dnaJ homolog subfamily C member 7
Exons: 14
Coding region: 36-1529 (497 amino acids)
Molecular function (GO): protein binding
Source: RefSeq, a predicted model, not a curated record